Messenger RNA from Panicum hallii, 1501 nucleotides. Its product is annotated as homeobox protein knotted-1-like 11. The coding region runs from base 176 to 1135 and encodes 319 amino acids. The transcript has 6 exons. The record is from RefSeq and is a predicted model, not a curated record. Gene Ontology annotation, cellular component: nucleus. Gene Ontology annotation, molecular function: DNA binding. NCBI's taxonomy places the organism in Eukaryota, Viridiplantae, Streptophyta, Magnoliopsida, Poales, Poaceae. Gene Ontology annotation, biological process: regulation of DNA-templated transcription.
CACUACACGCCUCUCGCCUCUUCAAAGCCUCCGCCACUUGACUCCUCUCCCCGUCUCCCGUGGUCCUCCUCCUCCUCCUUCCCCCUCGAGGUCGCCUCGCCUCGCCCAGCCUCCGCAGCCCUCGCCGGCAGCUGGCUGGCUCUCUCGCGUCUAGCCGGGAGCCGGGCUCUGGGGGAUGGCGUUCCACUACCCGGACCACGCGCUGGCGAUGGACCCCGCGGCCGCGGCCGGGGUCGGGGCGGCGGUCAACCCUAGCUUCGUGUCCCCUGGAGGCGGCGGCGUCGGGGGAGGAGCGGGCGGGUGGGAGCGGGAGAAGGCGGCAAUCGCGGCGCACCCGCUGUACGAGCGCCUGCUCGAGGCGCACGUCGCCUGCCUCCGCGUCGCCACCCCCGUCGACCAGCUCCCGCGCAUCGACGCGCAGAUAGCCGCGAGGCCCCCGCCCAUGGCGGCGGCAGCGGCCGCGGCGGCGGCGGGCGGGGCGCAGUCGGGAGGCGAGGAGCUAGACCUCUUCAUGACGCAUUACGUAUUGCUCCUCUGUUCAUUCAAGGAACAACUCCAGCAGCAUGUGCGUGUUCAUGCAAUGGAAGCAGUGAUGGCUUGCUGGGAGCUUGAACAAACUUUACAAAGCCUUACAGGGGCAUCUCCUGGUGAAGGCACUGGGGCUACUAUGUCUGAUGAUGAAGACAAUCAGGUAGACAGUGAGAGCAACAUGUUUGAUGGAAAUGAGGGGUCAGAUGGAAUGGGAUUUGGUCCCUUAAUGUUGACUGAGGGUGAGAGAUCCUUAGUUGAGCGUGUGCGGCAGGAGCUAAAGCAUGAGCUUAAGCAGGGAUACAGAGAAAAACUUGUGGAUAUUAGGGAAGAGAUAAUGCGGAAGCGAAGAGCUGGGAAACUCCCUGGGGACACAGCUUCUACGUUGAAAGCCUGGUGGCAAGCUCAUUCUAAAUGGCCAUACCCAACUGAGGAAGACAAGGCUAGACUGGUACAGGAAACAGGGCUGCAACUAAAGCAGAUCAACAACUGGUUCAUCAACCAGCGUAAGAGGAACUGGCACAGCAAUCCGGCGUCAUCCUCAUCCGACAAAAGCAAGAGAAAAAGAAGCACUGCAGGUGAUGGCAAUGCUGAGCAAUCCUGGUAGAGCGUGGUUGGAGAAGAAUUAUAUGUAAAUAACGCGUCUACUGAGAAGAAUGCACCAUAUUUUUGCUUGGGAAACAACCAUUCGAAUGGGCGUUUCCUGAGCCCCAUAUUCACACAAAGAUAUCACAGAUGUAAUAAUGUUGUAAGUAGUCACGUAAACAAAAUAAUUUGUAUAGCAAAUCACUAGAGACUAGCAUUCGUGUUCGGUAUUGUAUAGUUUUAAUUGAUUGAGCGUACUGUCUCUGUAUAACUCUCUACGGUUCAAAUGUAUUUGACUGGCACUCGAUAUCAUAUUUUGUGUUAAGUAUGUCAUGUAAAACCGUGGCUUGUUCCGUGAGUUAUCUAUCUGUGGAACUGUAGAGACGCA